Messenger RNA from Melopsittacus undulatus (budgerigar), 488 nucleotides. It is a transcript of the gene PIN4, whose product is annotated as peptidylprolyl cis/trans isomerase, NIMA-interacting 4. Gene Ontology annotation, biological process: rRNA processing. The record is from RefSeq and is a predicted model, not a curated record. The transcript has 4 exons. Gene Ontology annotation, molecular function: DNA binding; peptidyl-prolyl cis-trans isomerase activity. NCBI's taxonomy places the organism in Eukaryota, Metazoa, Chordata, Aves, Psittaciformes, Psittaculidae. The coding region runs from base 85 to 474 and encodes 129 amino acids. Gene Ontology annotation, cellular component: nucleus.
UGCGGGCUCGGGGCAGCCCGGAAGCUGCCGGUCCCGGCGCGCCGCGGGCAGCUCGGGGGCCUCGCACUGCCGGGUGGCGGCAGUAUGGCGCCCAAGGGAAAGGGUGGUGGCAAGGCUGGCAAGGGCGGCGACAGCGGCAGCAGCAGCAGCGAUGCCAAAGCCCAGGGACCGAAGGGAGGCGGCAACGCCGUAAAGGUCCGGCAUAUCCUGUGUGAGAAGCACGGCAAAGCUAUGGAGGCCAUGGAGAAGCUCAAGUCUGGGCAGCGCUUCAGCGAGGUGGCCUCGCAGUACAGCGAGGACAAAGCACGACAAGGGGGAGACUUGGGCUGGAUGACCAGAGGCUCCAUGGUGGGACCAUUCCAGGAGGCAGCGUUCGCCCUGCCUGUGAGCAGCAUGGACAAGCCAGUGUAUACAGACCCCCCAGUCAAAACAAAGUUUGGGUACCACAUUAUCAUGGUGGAAGGCAGAAAAUAAAAUGUGAAUGACCA